This is a messenger RNA of Paramecium pentaurelia, 349 nucleotides long. Lineage: Eukaryota; Ciliophora; Oligohymenophorea; Peniculida; Parameciidae. The record is from the annotation of a GenBank genome assembly.
AUGCCAACUCUAGAAGGGCAUGAAAAGCUUUAAAGAUCAAUCCAAAAGAACAAAUACAAUAAUAAAAGUGAUUCUAAAAAGAAAUUUUUUUAGAGCUCUUUCAUAAUCACAAAAUGCUUCUUAGGAGAUUGUAUAAAAUCUUCUAAGCAGAUUGUUUAAAAGCCCUAAGAGUAAAAUUUGAUAAACUUUUCAACUCAUAAUACAAGUAUUGUAUAUUAAUAAUAUAGCUCCAUCUUUAAUUCACAUUGAUCAUCCUACUUCUUCUGAAUUAUAUUAAAACACUAUAGAUUUAGACCUUUAUCUGUUUAAUUCGUUUUCAAAAAGACCAAUUUUACGUUAGAAAUGUUGA